AUGGCCAACGCAAAGACGGAUGCUACAGCAGCGACUGAGAGUGAUGUAAACUUCAAUUCAGACCCACAAACAGAUGCAAAGUCACGAACAUCAGCAGCACAACCCAAUUUUGGCUCUACUUUAAUAUCUCGAUCUACCACUAAAACCAAAAACACAAUAAGAAGUACCACAUCUGCACGGACAACUACAUUGCCUGUAAAAUUUACUGAUCUUUUGUUCAACUGCACGGAUAUGACCUGCGCAAGAAACCCGUCACUUUUUGAUUCUAGUUCAACUCUAAUAGAUUCAAAAAAGUACGGGACCUGGAGGGAAAUUUGCGGGGAACUGUUUUUGUUUGGAAAAUCAAUCGUGACGUGGGAAACAAACGUGAAUAUGUGUUGCAGCAUUGGAAUGAAACCAUUGGCGUUUGAAACUUUGGAGAAAUUCAACUGUUUUAAAGAUAUUACACAAUAUGAAGUGUGGCCUUACAACUUCAACUACUGGACCUCAGCCCACCAGAUUUUCUCCAACAAUACCUUUCAGUGGUGUUUGUACAAUACUCCUGGAACUUUCACCAACGCAAACCCAAUGUGGGCUACUGGACACCCUAAUAAUUUAGUUUUUGAAGAAUGCGUACACCUAUCCAUCUCCAAAAACACAACCGAGCUGACACAGAAGAGCUGCACAAACACAUUUGUUUUUUCAUGCAAGGGGAAGCCUACUCCAGCCCCACCUUGCUUUACUCCAACAUGUCCCACAGGCAAAUGCAGCAAAAAUGACUCGUUGUACUCAGUGGCACCGGACAAAGUGUCUCAGUUUCUAGCGAAACCUUCGCAAUAUGGGACUUGGAAAAGUAUGAAUUACCGAAUUUACAUGUUCAGCAAUGCUAGUAAAGCGUGGGCCGAAGCGAUCACAACUUGUUGUGCUAUAGGAAUGAAGCUUCUAAGCGUCGAAAUGGAUUACAAAUACAGCGUUUUGUCUCAAGCGCUUGGUACAAUCAAUUCAACUCUGUCCGGAAAAUAUUGGACAUCGGGAACAGAUAACGGCUGUCCCGGCGCGUUCGGAUGGUGCGCUGCAAACAAACUGGUCCGAGGGCCGAUUUGGGCGCGCGGCGAACCUCAAAUAAUUGGCAAAAACUGCAUUGCUGUAGACGUCAGCAGCACAAACACAACUCUUUCGACUGCAAAUUGCACCGCAAAUCUGCCAUUCAUUUGCGAGGUUAGAGAUACCAGUAACUCGACUAGUAGAGGGAAAGCUAUCAAGGAUGAGUGUGUCUCAAAUUACAACGUUUCAGAAGAUGAGCAAGAUAGCAUUUUCAACAGCACCAAGUUUGACAUAAAAAUUAAGUGCUUUUUGAAAUGCUUGGGCGAGUCUGGAGGAUUUAUUCUUAAUGGCCGAUUAGUGGACGAACAGCUUAUGAAAUUGGCAGAGACUUUGUCACCGAACAACAACGAUCAGUUGAUGAGCGAUUUUAAAGCCGUGGACGAAUGCUCUAGUUUAAAGGGAAUGGAUGAUUGCGAUGCAGCGGCUUUAGCUUAUCAAUGCGGACAAGAGAAAGCACCAAAUCUGGUUGCAAACGCAAUAAAAGUCGUGGAAUUGAACAAUACCGCAGAAAAGUCCCCCUUACAACCAACUUUAGGCGAAUGCGAUACUGAUUAUACUUGUGCUGUGGACGUAAAAUUAUAUUAA
Messenger RNA from Cloeon dipterum, 1668 nucleotides. RefSeq lists its product as uncharacterized. Bases 1 to 1668 code for a protein of 555 amino acids. The transcript has 17 exons. Lineage: Eukaryota; Metazoa; Arthropoda; Insecta; Ephemeroptera; Baetidae. The record is from RefSeq and is a predicted model, not a curated record. Gene Ontology annotation, molecular function: odorant binding.